Myxocyprinus asiaticus (Chinese sucker) is the source of this 1351-nucleotide messenger RNA. Its product is annotated as methionine aminopeptidase 1. Gene Ontology annotation, biological process: proteolysis. The transcript has 12 exons. Gene Ontology annotation, molecular function: metalloaminopeptidase activity. Lineage: Eukaryota; Metazoa; Chordata; Actinopteri; Cypriniformes; Catostomidae. Bases 40 to 1242 code for a protein of 400 amino acids. The record is from RefSeq and is a predicted model, not a curated record.
AUCUGUCUCUCUCUCUCUUUGACCGACAGGAACAGAAGCAUGGCGGCGGUGGAGACACGGGAGUGCGAGACAGAAGGCUGCUGCAGCGAAGCCAAACUCCAGUGUCCCACCUGCAUAAAACUCGGCAUUCAAGGCUCAUACUUCUGCUCUCAGGAAUGUUUCAAAGGCAGCUGGGUCACCCACAAACUGCUCCACAAAAAAGCAAAGGUGGACAAGACAAAAGAUGAGGAAAAGAACUGUGUAGAGAAAGAAAUCAACACAGACCCGUGGCCUGGGUAUAGAUACACUGGUAAACUGCGUCCCCAUUAUCCACUGACACCAAUGCGACUUGUUCCUAGCAACAUUCAGAGGCCAGACUAUGCAGAUCAUCCUUUGGGGAUGUCUGAGUCAGAACAGACCAUGAAAGGGACAUCUCAGAUUAAGAUCCUCAACGCUGAAGAAAUUGAGGGGAUGAGAGUUGUCUGCAAGCUGGCUCGAGAAGUACUUGACAUUGCUGCAAUGAUGGUGAAGCCUGGAGUGACAACAGAGGAGAUCGACCAUGCGGUGCAUUUGGCGUGUACAGCUAGGACUUGCUACCCGUCACCUCUGAACUACUACAACUUCCCCAAGUCCUGCUGCACCUCCGUGAAUGAAAUCAUCUGUCACGGAAUACCUGACCGACGUCCCCUGCAGGAAGGGGACAUACUUAACAUUGACAUAACAGUUUACCACAAUGGUUACCAUGGAGAUCUGAAUGAAACCUUUUUUGUGGGUGAGGUGGAUGAGGGAGCCAAGAGAUUGGUUCAGACCACUUAUGAAUGUCUUAUGCAAGCCAUCGACUCUGUGAAGCCUGGUAUUCGGUAUCGUGAGCUUGGAAACAUCAUCCAGAAACAUGCACAGGCUAACGGAUUCUCUGUGGUACGGAGUUACUGUGGCCAUGGCAUUCACAAACUGUUCCACACUGCUCCCAACGUACCACAUUAUGCCAAGAACAAAGCAGUAGGGGUGAUGAAGCCUGGCCAUGUGUUUACUAUUGAGCCCAUGAUCUGUGAAGGUGGCUGGCAGGACGAAACAUGGCCGGAUGGUUGGACCGCAGUCACUCGUGAUGGCAAACGCUCGGCCCAGUUUGAGCACACACUCCUUGUGACAGAGACCGGCUGUGAAAUUCUCACACGUCGCCUCGAGGAAAAUGGACGUGCUCACUUCCUUUCCCAAAUGGGCUUUCUGAUCCCUCCCAAUGCAAUCCUCCUUGGUCAAGUCUGAAAAACAGCUGCAGGCAUUGUGUCAUUGAUGCUCUCUGUCUGAUGCAUCUCAUGAAAUCAAUUUCAGUGUGUCAGUAUUCAAGCGGAAUAAAAGUAUAUUUUCUCCUUUA